GCUUUGAUGAGAACCUGAAGGACCUUGCCUUGCUUUUGCAGGUCUUUCCGUGCGCCAAGGUGAUCAUGAGCUUCCGCAAGGACUUGGAAGCUCAGCUACUAUCGCAGUCCUUCGCAUUGGGUGACUACCAGUACUUCAUCACACAGCAGGCGAAUGAGGCCAUGAGAAGCUUUGCGCAGCAGCACGGUGAUGGUAGGGUCUUCAGCAUGGCUAUGGAGGACUUGAACGUCACCACUUUCAACCGUUUGUUGACCUUCCUGGGCGAGGAGCGUUGCAGAUCUGUGGCCGUGGUUCAUGACAACGAAGGACGGCAUUUUGCUACGACCUCACUGGCGCCCAAAGUGAUUGAGUGUGACAGCCGAUGAGAAAAGGGGCGGCUGGUAAUGCCAUGACGGAUCCCGGAAGUGUGGAAGGACCAUGAUCAUUCUUCCUCUGUGGCUUUGAUAUGUGGCUCAAAGAUAUGUAUCCUCC
This is a messenger RNA of Cladocopium goreaui, 471 nucleotides long. The record is from the annotation of a GenBank genome assembly. Lineage: Eukaryota; Dinophyceae; Suessiales; Symbiodiniaceae.